AUGCGUCUCUCGCCAGCAUGGUACCAGUUUCUGGUCGGCGUCUUCGCUUCUCUUGGAUCAUUCCUUUAUGGAUAUGAUCUGGGUGUUAUUGCCGAGGUGCUGGUCUGUCAAUCAUUUAAAAGCAAAUUCGAGGCAGAUGAUACCCAAAAGGGAUUAAUCGUGUCUCUCUUCACGGCUGGCGCAUGUGUCGGUGCCGGCUUUGCAGGUCCCGGUGGUGAUUAUUUAGGUAGACGACGGACCAUCUCAUUGGGAUGUCUCAUUUUCACUCUCGGAGGUGGUCUUCAAACCGGUGCGAGAUCAAUUGCCUAUCUAUACAGUGGACGGUUCCUGGCCGGAUUAGGCGUCGGCUUCCUCACUAUGAUGAUUCCUCUCUACCAAGCUGAAAUUUGUCACCCCAGCAUCCGUGGUCGAGUUACAUCCUUGCAGCAAUUCAUGCUGGGUGUUGGAUCCCUCUGUGCUGGAUGGAUUGGCUAUGGAACGUACACCGGCUUUUCGGGGGAUAAUCAUGCCCAGUGGCAAUUGCCCCUCGGUCUACAAGUUGCUCCUGCAGUGUUCUUGGGUGUUUUGAUCUCUUUCUUCCCUGAAUCGCCUCGCUGGCUCAUCGACCACAACCGCAGCGAAGAGGGAUUGCGCACCUUGGCCAAGCUGCAUGCGCAUGGUGACGAAAACGACGCUUGGGUCCAGGCCGAAUAUGCCCAAAUUCAGGAGAGCAUCUCGUUCGAACAUGAAAACGAGGCGAAGUCUUAUAUCGAGUUGUUUAACAAUCGCCCUUCGUUCCGUCGGCUGUUCCUUUGCUGUGCAUUGCAAGCCUCGGGCCAGAUGACCGGUGUAUCCGCCAUCCAAUACUACUCACCCGAGAUCUACGGUCAAAUCGGUAUCUCCAACGAAGACACAUUGAAGUAUCAGGCAAUCAACUCCGUCAUCGCGUUGGUCGCGCAGUUCCUGUGCAUGAUGUACAUUGAUCGCUUCGGUCGUCGCUGGACUCUGAUCGGCGGUAAUCUCGGCAACAUGGUCACCUUCAUCGUUGCAACGGUGCUGCUCGCACAAUUCCCUCCAUCAAGCAACAACACCGGUGCCCAUUGGGGCUUCAUCAUCAUGACAUGGAUGUACAAUUUCUCCUUCUCUGCAACCUGCGGUCCUCUAUCCUGGAUUAUCCCAGCUGAAGUGUUCGAUACUCGUACCCGUGCCAAGGGUGUCUCGAUUGCCACGAUGGUUUCGUUCGCUUUCAACACAAUGAUUGGUCAGGUCACGCCCAUCGCGAUGACGAAUAUCGGGUAUCGCUACUACUUCUUAUUUGUCAUCUGUAACUUCACCAAUGCGGUCUUCUUCUGGCUCUUGCUUCCGGAGACAAAGCGCGUGCCUCUGGAGGAAAUGAACCAAAUGUUCACAAAUGCGCCAUGGAUCAUACCUGGAAGUCGCAAGGAAGAGUAUAUGACUCAUGACCUCGAGCAGAAGGUCGAGGAGCGGGAGGUGAAGCAAAAUGCGCUGCAUGUUGAGUAG
This is a messenger RNA of Penicillium verrucosum, 1500 nucleotides long. Its product is annotated as sugar porter family MFS transporter. The transcript has 7 exons. Bases 1 to 1500 code for a protein of 499 amino acids. The record is from RefSeq and is a predicted model, not a curated record. Gene Ontology annotation, cellular component: membrane. Gene Ontology annotation, molecular function: carbohydrate:proton symporter activity. Gene Ontology annotation, biological process: carbohydrate transport; transmembrane transport. NCBI's taxonomy places the organism in Eukaryota, Fungi, Ascomycota, Eurotiomycetes, Eurotiales, Aspergillaceae.